This is a messenger RNA of Ceutorhynchus assimilis (cabbage seed weevil), 1048 nucleotides long. NCBI's taxonomy places the organism in Eukaryota, Metazoa, Arthropoda, Insecta, Coleoptera, Curculionidae. The record is from the annotation of a GenBank genome assembly.
GCCAGCGGCAAUAAAUCAGGCCAGGACCUAGGAAUAAUAUUUUUUUGUUUAUUUUGCAAUAAUUAUUAUUAUUUAAAACAAAUCAUGGCCCUUAACGAAGUCGAAGUGAAACUGGCCCAGUACAGGGCCAAAAAACAACGAGAGGCUUUUUUAAACAAGGCCCUCUUUUGGGGGGGCCCCAAAACACAACAACAAGAAACGGAGCCUUUUUUAGUAGUUGACGAACCAGAAUUAAAACCAAAAAAAGAAGACAUUCCACAAUUUGUAGAGGAGACCAAUAUGGCCCUAACAUCUCUCGACUACAUUCAAUAUUGCCUCUAUUUUAUACUGUGGGCUACAAUUUAUGGAAUUUUCAUAAAACUCCAAUUCGGUACAGUGUAUUUGAUUAUAUCAAUGCUUUUUGGUAUUUAUUUCAACACUGGGACGCGUACAAAGAGGCCUAAUGAGCCCAGCGCCUACUCAGUUUUCAAUGAGAAUUGCCAAAGCAUCCCAGGGACUUUAGAUGCCGAAAAAAUGACCCAACAAAUGUUAUACGGAUUUAAUACUUAAAAACUAAUAAUAAACAUAAAAAUUAUUUUGUUUCAUUGUCCUGGAGUAGUUUUUGCAAGUCCAGGCCAUCGAAUUUCCUAGGGUCAACGUUGUUGGAGGCGUGCGCCAAAAACAGCUCCUUAAGGAAACUCAACUCUUUUGUCAAAGUUUUCACUUUUUCUUCUAAAACCGAGUUUUCGUUACGCAAUUCCGUCACUCGGUUAACGGUCUCUUGGGUUUUCUGUUUCGAUUUCACUCUGCUACGUUUUACGGCCUGGAAAUUCGAUAAUAGGAAUUUAUGUUUUUUUAAAAGGUAAGUUGAUGUUUUUUUUUUUUUUUUACCAAAUUGUUUCUGUCCCGUCUCUUACGGUAAUCGUCCGAAUCUUCCCCGGAUUCGGGGCCCUCCUUUUUGACGCGCCCCCUACGAGGCAUUUGGGGCUACUUUGAUAUUCGUGGGGGGUAAGUACAAAAUAAUUUGUUUUUAUUUUGGUAAGCAAAGUUGUCUCGUUUUUUGAGGUUA